This is a messenger RNA of Procambarus clarkii (red swamp crayfish), 5948 nucleotides long. Its product is annotated as E3 ubiquitin-protein ligase RNF103. Gene Ontology annotation, biological process: protein ubiquitination. NCBI's taxonomy places the organism in Eukaryota, Metazoa, Arthropoda, Malacostraca, Decapoda, Cambaridae. Gene Ontology annotation, molecular function: ubiquitin-protein transferase activity. The record is from RefSeq and is a predicted model, not a curated record. Gene Ontology annotation, cellular component: endoplasmic reticulum.
GUUGUCUAGGUCCAACCACUUGUUAGCUUCACUCCCUUUCCAUCAGAUAGCAGUCCCAGUGACCCUAGGGUCCUGGUCAGCAACCCCCAGUCAUUCAUGCACUUGGUGAAUGAAAUCCCUCAUACAACAAAUUAACUUCACCUCACAUAGUUCGUUUGAUUCACAUGCAGUAGUGAGUGGAAUCCAGGUACUCAGACUGCUAGGAUGUGGCGUAGACCUACACUUCUUGUUCUCUACCUGGUUGUGGUGGUAGUAGUCACAUGGAUGGUUGAAAUAGGAUUCUGGUGGGACACAGGUUACACCUCGUAUCAGAUUGUAAAUCCUCUAAGGAAUCUGUCAGUGGUCCAGAUUCGGACAUUGCUGGAGAUGCGAGGGAUUCAAUACGCUGCACUACUGGAGAAAUCUGAAAUUGUCAGUCUUCUUCAGCAGUCAGGUUCAGUUCAGUAUGGAGAAAUUUUUGGAAAAGAACUAAUCACAGAAUCUCACAACCCAAUUGAAAUAUUUGGCAAUGAAGAUUUUUAUGAACAGAUAUAUGAUGAGAAUGAGUCUUUAUGGCUGAUUGAAGUGGUGCCUGGAGAAGGUCAAUAUGCUGGACAUCGUGUGCUUGAUGAUCGAUCCUGGCAUGCUCUUGUGCCUAAGCUACAAGUUCUGCAAGUCAGCACUGCGGUUGUCAGCUGUCAGUAUGAUCGACGAUUCUGUGCAAGACAAGGAUGGAGUCAUCCGCAGCUGGUUCUCAUUCUACCACCAAGCCAACACGCUAGUAAACUGACCACUGGUCGGAGCCCAAGUAGACUUCCUGGCCGCGAACAUAUUGUCUUUGCAUCCACAACUCAUCUCUCUGUUCUGUCUGUACUGGCAUGGCUGUAUGGACACAUAUUAUCACGGGUUAGUGUGGUUCAUGAUGUGAAGGAACUGGAAGACACUUGGCUUAAUGUAACCAAAGUAAACAAAGAAAAGGUCCCGCGGGUAGUGUAUAUAUCAGAGCUACUUAGCCCUCCUCUACUGAUAGCUACUCUUGGUCUUCGUUUGUCAACUCGCAUAAAGCUUGCAUCUUUCACAGUCAGGAAGGAAGAAAAAGAACAGGUAUCUCACCUGCUGAAGAAAUCUGGUCUAAGUGUGCCCAGCAUAGCUGUCGUGACCUCUGAAGGGGUGACAUCGUAUGGUGGAAGAAAAGGGGAGCCCCUAACUCGCCCAGCUUUAAAUUCCUAUAUUUGUACAUUACAACCACAUAUGAAUGAUGCAUUCCUUGUUUCUCUCAUCAUGGCAAAUUUGUUAGCAGUGGCAGACUUUUUUUACUUCCUGGAUAUCAGAAUCAGAGCUUGGAAGCAUAUUGUGCGCACUUUUGUGAGAGUUCUUGUUUUUAAUGUUAUAGUGUUCCUGCUCUGGCUUGCUGUCACUGCAUUGUUAAAAUUUUCUAUGGUGAAUAGCAUGUUGCAGUCUGGGGCAUGGUUAAUUACUUCUUUCAAUUCCACAUGGCUUUUGGGUCAGAUGAGAUAUCAUUGGCUAAUGGUAGAAAGUCAUCCUACAAUUAUUUGGUUAUCAGUUGUUAUAUUCAGUUUUAUUACUUUGGCUUGGCAUCUUUUAUUGAAGAGAGGGAAUACAGAACAGGAGGAAAUGGAUACUAGUUGGUGGGCUGUGUUUCCUAUGGAUUCUUAUUUAGUUAAUGUCCUCUUCCGUCCCAUGGCUUCCUUAUCCCGUCCAAGGCCAUCUCAAGAUUUAGGCUUAGAGGAAGGUAUGGAACUCCUAAUCGAACGUUUAGCCACUCCUGAUUUGUGGCUGCACCCAGUAAUACCAACUGAUUACAUGAAAGACCUUCCUAUGUGGAGAUAUGAUGGGUGGGGAAAUGAGGAUGAUUUAAAAUCUGAGAGUGAAACUGAUGUAGACAGUGUAAGUGAGAAUGAGAAUGAUACUUUAUUAGACACACACACAUGUUGUCAGGAUGAUAAUUGUAGGCUAUGUGGCCUGUGGACUACAGUAAAGGAAAUAUAUGUGUGUCAUAGAUGUGCUAUUCUAAAACGAAAAUUAGAGAGACAGUACCUGAGAUAUCGUAAGACUGAUGACAGAGGUCAUCAAAAUGUGACAUAUGAAAGGCUGUUAAAAGUGUGUGAGAACUGCUGCAAGACAAGGAAGCAGCAAAACUCUGAUGCCACUGUCAAAGAAUCAAAUAGGAUCAGAAGUCCAACAAGAUGGUUGCUGUCUCCUCAAAGGCUUACUGAACUUAAAUGGACAGCACCCUCACAUUCUAUAGAGAGCCGCAUUUGUGCAAUAUGUCUUGGGCGAUAUCGAUGGUCUGCAGUACUUUGUGGUCUUCCUUGCGGACACAACUAUCACCAUUCUUGCAUCACAGAAUGGCUCUUAAAAGAUAAUCACCAUUGCCCAACCUGCCGAUGGCCUUCAUACAAGAACAAGUUAACCACCAUGUCUGCACAUCAGCAUGAAGAGUAGAGGCAAAGUACAAUAAUAAUAUUCUUUAUAUAAUAGGAAACUUAAAUAAACAUUACUUAAGAUCACUAAUGCUUUUGUAUAGAUUCAUACAGAGCCUAGAUAAUGUUAAGUACAGUAAUUCUUGAAUGUGGUUAGUGUUCUCAAGUCAUAUUUAAUUAUGUUUCCCUUUGAAGUGUUUCAGACAUUGUACACUUGUAACUGAUAUUAUUGAAUUAAGUAGAUUUGUUGUGACAUUAUUUGCAGUUCGAGUGAGCUGUACAGUAUAUGCAAAAAAAAAAAAGUAAAAUAAUUAUUUUGUAUAUAAUUAAAAAAAUUAAAUUUAAUUGGUGUUAAAAAAUAGACAAAUAAUAUUGGCCUAAAUAUUUGCCCAGUGAUUAUUCCAUAUUAUAUAUGAAAUACAGUGCGACCUCGCUCUAUCGAAAUCCUUCAUUGUCCAAACAUGUUCGGGUAUAGUUCAAAUUAUUCACUAGAAUUAAUUUGUUAAAAUUUUUGUUUGUUCCCCUAAGCAACAAGGUGGAUUUACAUUUUGUAUGCUUAGGCACAGUAUGCAAGAAUAUGUUAUCACAAAGUCACUUUUAGUAGAGCUGCAGAUGCAAUGUACUACAUUCAUAAUUAAGUUUCUAUCCAGAUAGGGCAUCAAAUUAUAAAUUUGGUGCACAAAUUUUUACCAGUGUUCACUCUUAUGUACUGUACUAUAUACAAAUACAAAAUAAAUUAAUUUUGUGAUAAUUUUAACACUAUAACAGCCCAGCCUCUUGUCUUGCCUAAACAUAAAUGGUCUGACCUUUUUGGGGUCUUGUUCAGCAACACAUAAUACUUUGUUUUCUCUUAAAGUUAUUUUUGGGGUUAUAAGUGUAAAUUUUGUGCUUCAGGUAUAAACAUCAUUUUCAAGUAAUGCUUCACUUAGUUGCACAGAAUGUAAUACUGUAGUCAUCCAUAUAUAGAUGUAGCCUUUGACUUUCGAUGUGGGCUUUUCAACUUGUUGACUAUUUCAUUUAUACUUUUUCCACUAACACUGUACACUUGUCAAACAUUACUCCUCUUAGAUUAAGCAAGAAUGUACAUUUUCAUAUUUUAUUUGUAGCUAGUAAUUUUAUGGUGUAGUGUCCUUUUACUCUCCAUCCCCCUACAUCACCAUUAAUGCUCUGAAUAAUCUCAUUUUCACUCAUCAAAUCAUAGCUUGGGUCAUUAGCACCUCAGGUUGAUUGCUGCUGCUUUGUUCAUCUUGUUGACUAAAUACAGUAUUAGCUAGAUUUUUAUUAAACAAAUUUUUUUAACAAGGAAUAUUCUACAAAUGUGUGAAUAUUGUGUCAACAAUGUGUCAACUUUUUGUAUCAUUCAAAAGGAUAGAAACGCAUGGCAAGCUCACAGGGUUGGUAUGGGUACAGUUAUUUUAGCAGUGGAAAACAAACAUUUUUAACAAUCAUUGGUAUAUUUGAUAUAAUUUUCUGGGAUGGUUCCUGCUGGUGGCUCCCUGGUGCUUGCUAAAUGGUGAGGAUCACAGGGUUCUUUGCACAUUUGACUAGUUUUUGCAUGUUUGGGAUGUUGUGGAGCUGUUCCCCAGUCAGCUCUGAGCUGGCUUGGAUAGCUUGACUGGUGUGCACGCAAUUGCAGCAUUUUUACCUGCAGCUGGGGCCUUUGGGGUGCUGCCAAAGUUGCUUGCUUCUCUCCUUCAGGUGGCAGUGGCUUGAUUCUACUUCUUUUAUCUGUCUUGCCAGAAGACCGUACUGAUCUGUGCCUUAGAUUCAGCUUGGUCAUUAUUCCUGUUAUCCUCCUCCCCUUUUUUGCCUUUUGUUUCUCAAGAAUGCUGUGUCUUUGUUUCUUUCAGCUGCAGGGUGGCCGAGUAACCACACUGCAGUGGCCAUUGAAGUGGCCACCAAAAAACCAAGUGACUUUUCAGCCACUAGGUCGCCUACUUUUGCAGCAGGCUUCUGUCCCCGCUGCUUGAGGGUGAAAGUUUCAGGGCAGGCUCUUGCCUGUUGUUGGUCAGAAGGCGGCUUCUGGAGGAGUCAGAUUCCUGAGCCAUUGCACUUUCUUCAGCUUUCCUUCUGAUCAGUGUCGCUGUCAUGCAUUUGGCCUGGUUCUUCAGGUCAGCUCUUACAUGAUUUGCCCCUUUGAUGGUGCUGUGGCCUGGUCGAUGUUUGGCCCAUUUUGCCAUUUCUUGGUCUGACAAUGAGUGGGCCUUUCGGUACGUGUUCCAGGACCUACAAUAGAGGUGGUCUUCAACCCCUCCUGAGUGAUUUUGUGGCUGGAUGCUGGGGUGGUCAGGUUAACCCCUGCUCUGCGGUGAGGGUCCUAGUUUUUCCCGGUCCCCAAGCUGGACUUGUCGGACAUAUGGUACAUUCUCAACCUUUCAGGUUUGAAUCACUUCAUUCCCUGUUCAAUUUUUGUCAUGACCACCUUAGACUGGGUCUGUCUGGUGCUGCAGGUGGAUUCCUGGAUGAUGUUCCUAGACUUACAAGAUGCAUUUUGCAUAUGCAUGUUCCUCCCCAAUUUAGGGACUGGUUAGGUUUUGUGGUGGGCUAUCAACUUACUGCUUCUGGGUUCCCCAUUCAACUGGAUUCCAAGACGUUCACCAGGUUGGCUUGUGUUUGUUGCUUUCGGGUGUUAGUGGGCUCAUAUCUUAGUCUAACUGGACUGGCAGGUUUGGGUUUCCAGCUAGUCCGAGUGUCUGCAAGCCAGGAAUCUGGUUCUUUACCAGCUCGCCAGGUUUGGGUUUCUGGUGAAUUGGCAAAAGUCCCAUUUGGUUCCAUUGCAGGUUUGGACUUGGCUGGGUCAGAUCUGGGAUUCUCAUUCGGCUGUUCCUCGCCCAUCCACCAGUGUUUGUGCUCAGCUUGGAUGCUCGUUAGUGGCUGAGAGUUCUUAAAUCAUCCAUCAUUAGCUUAUGUAUAUUCUGUGCAGGAUCUAGCUCUGAACACCAUACCAAUUUCUUCAGUUCCAUCCCUUUUGCUGCCACCAGGACCAUCGGGUAUGGGAACUAGAUUUUGAUUUUGGCACUCAAUAGGUCAGUGGGAGUCUGAGGCCUGGCAUGAUUCUUUUGUUUAGCGGUACCAGUGCAUAAGGACCUGGGAGCUACUGAAGAUUGGGGCUUCUUAAAAAUGAACUUGGAAGUCAUUAAGAACAUUAAGAACAUUUAAUAUUUUUGGCUAGAAAUAAAAGCCUUAUAUAUAAUUUUUAUAGCAAAAAUUAAUAUUACACAAUAAAGUUUUUAGAAUUUUUAACAUCUUUUGAGAGGAAAGUUUCCUCUCCAUGCUAAUAGAGAUAAAUGCAAAAUAAUUUUAAACAUUCCAUGUUUGACAAUAAAGGCCUUCAAUUUAUAAUUAUAAUAUAUUUACUUCCUCUAUUGUAUUCUACUCUAAAAUGAAGAUUGCCUAUUGUAUUUUCUGUGAAAUUUUUAGUCGUAUUGGAGGUGAAGGUUUGCCAGUAUGGGUUUGUUCUUGCCUAAUUGUAUUGAAAGCAGAGCCUUAUAAGGGUUUCAAUACACUUCCUUCCUGCAUAUUGUA